Molecule: messenger RNA, 1350 nt
Organism: Entamoeba nuttalli P19
Lineage: Eukaryota; Evosea; Mastigamoebida; Endamoebidae
Exons: 1
Coding region: 1-1350 (449 amino acids)
Source: RefSeq, a predicted model, not a curated record
AUGACUGAAACUAUUGACUUAUUUGGAAUUUCAUUAUACCCAAAUGAAAUUAUACCAUGUUCUCUCUUGAAAGAAUUAUUUAUUCGUUUGCAAGAUGAAAUGAAUAAAAAGAUUCAACAAAAAUUAUUAUAUCAUCAACAACCCUCAUUUCAAAUUCAACUUACUCAAACAAAUAAUGAAAUUAAAGAACUACAGUCUGAACUUAUCAAUUUGAAAACCCAAUUUCAUCAUAUUCAAACACAACAACAUGAAAUACUACAUCAAAAUAAUUCUGUUCAUUCAAUUACACAAACAUUUGAAACUCAACAAGAUAAAUUACCCCAAACUCAAAGUAAACAACCAAUAACUAACCAAACGUAUCAAAUAAAACUUCCUACUGAAAAACCUCUUUCAAUUGGAAUAAAAGAAAAUCCUUCAAGUACACAUAAAAAUGAUAUUAAACCAUCUAAAACAAUAUUAAAUAGUACUAAUUCGAGAAUUUCAACAAUCAAUGAACAAAGAAAUAGGUUAUAUACUAAUACAUUCUCUGAAUCACUUUCAUGUUCACCUUCUGAUUUUCAACAAGAAGUAGAAGAUAAUCAAAUUCCACUCUCUGGUAAUACUAUAUUUCAAAAUGAAAGUCAAUUUCAUUCUUCUAAUCAUUUAUUUUAUUCUGAAGCUCUUUAUUUUCAUCAACCAUCACAACCUUCUUAUUCUCAAUUUUUAACUAAUUCUACAGUAAAUACAGAAGUAUCAAAACCAGAUAUAACUAAACAUAAUUCACAAAAUGAUUUAUGUAAAUCUAUUCAAUUAUUAGAAACAAGUGAUAAAGUAUUAAAUAAUAUACACAAGUCUAUCUCAUUUUUUAAAGAUUAUACUGGCAAAAGUUCAUAUAAAAUAUUAUUUGAUUCAAAUAAACUUAAAGAUACAAAUUCAUUCCCAUCACAAAUUUUUUUUCAAAGAUGUAAAUAUAUAAAGAAAUUAGCAAUAUUUAUAUGUUAUGGUGAAUAUUUAUUUGGAGUAUAUUAUAAUAGUCAACUUAUUCCAAGUGGUUCAAUUUUUGGAACAUCAGAUUUUCUUUUUUCUAUUACUUCACCAAAAAUUUCUGAAUAUAAGAAAUUUGACAUUAAUUCAAUAGGAAUACAUAAAUUGAUUCUCUCUGGUUUUUAUAAUUCAACUGAACGAAAUAAAUUAUUUGAAAUAAAAUUUAAAUUUGGGUCAAUGGUUAUUUGUUCACCCCCAAAUGAAUGUUUGAAUAAUGAAAUUGAAUUAAUUACAAAUGAUGUAUAUCAACAAAUGGCAAUUAGUUCUUGUAUUCCCAAAUCACCAUUUAAAGCUGAUAGAAUAAUAAGUAUUUCAUUUGAAAUAUGA